GAAAACACAAAGGAUGUGCUUGCCAAUAACAUAGGAACCGGUUUCAUCUCUGUAGGAUCUGUGACAUGUCCAAACUUGGGAUCGCGAAUUGACCUGUGUACGUGACAUUGCUUUACAGGUUAAUAUUCAAGGGCCUUUGUGAUAUCGCCAGGAGUUCUCAGUGGUGCGUUUUAUUAAACUCUGGCUGAUGUGGCCGUCUUUGUAGGGUGUCUGAUAUUUGUAAUAAAUCUAAUAGCACGGUCAUCUAUCAUCAGACGGGUGUUCUUGAGACUACAAUCAAGGAGAUCAUCAAACGGAUUAUUCAUAAUAUAUUGAGCUGUCGACAUACCAGAUAUCUCCUGCUAAAAUGGCGGACCCUUUGCAGAUGAUUCUCUUCGGUAACAAUGCCAUAGAAGUAGCAUUCAGUGACACUACUAAACUUCAAAUUUCUGCCUGUGGGACAACCUUUGUUCAUGACAGCCCAACUACAAAAGAUGCUCAUCCACUUCAUGGAAUGUCACGAAUUACUCAGCGCACCCAGUACACAACUAGUGAGUUCCAUGACAAGGUCACUAAGGCUUUAGAGUUCAGGAAUCUCUUUGCUGAACGCCCAUUUCUAUGUCAAGAGAGGAUACCUGAGGAUCUUAUUGAGACUCUUUAUGAUGACAUCAAAGAAGUCAGGUGGCCUGCCACUCUCGAGAAUGCCUCAACCUGCAUCCGAAAAUAUGACAAGUCGUCAGUUAGAAUCACCUCCCUUGAUGGCCACGCCCAUGUGACGCUCUCGCCCCACUCCAAGGACUUCACUGUCCAAUACCGGGCCAAGCUGAGUCAGCCACUGUGCAGGGAGAAAAACCAAAUAAGGUUGAGGAAUAGGACUAGGAGAGGUGUUGAUGACACCUCUGAUGACGGUGAUGCCAAGGGCGAAAAUCAGAAGAUACCAGAACAGAAAGUGAGAUGGAGCUACACAUGGUCCAUCCAGUAUCACUCUGUAGCCUCCUGCCCAGAAUGCUGGCAGCAUCCACUGGAUCUAUUAUUAGAGCACCGUAAGCAAAAGAUGCAAGAUUUCGACGGUGAGGAAAACAAAGAGAAUAGUGGGAACGUAUUAGGUGAAAAUCAAGACGACGUAUUGGAUAAAAAUUGGGAAGGAAAUGUCGAAAAGGCAGACGGAGAUGAAGAUGUUCACAAAAAUGAAGGAAAUGGGAAGCAGACGAUUGAGGAAAAUGGAGAAACUGAAAAUUUUCCCGAUCGUGCACCAAGUGAGAUGACGUCAGAUUCUGGGAUUGAUGGGGAGGAGAUGGAGUCGGUCAUGUCAACGCUACCGGUUGCAUUGCCGCUGCAGUGCAGCCGUCAUCAUCUGCAUCGAUGGCGGAAACCGGAUGGUUCCAAGGAUUACGAUACUGACGCGGAGGCGUGUUGUUUUUAUGGGAGAGUGCGGGUCAUCUGUUCUGAGGGUGUCAUAUACAGGCUUGCCUACACUGGUUCACGUCUGCUAGAAAUCUAUCCAGGAGAUGGCACCAUCAUUCUGUCAAAGUCGUUCAAUUCUGACUUCUUCAUACAUCACAUUACAAAAGCUGAUCAGAUUGAAGAGCGGACAUACUCCAUUAGGAACCCACCACCCAACAGCUGUAACUUCGCCUAUCCAGUACAGAAGUUGAUCAAACGUGGCUAUCGCAUCAUGAGAUGCGUGACAGAGGCAGCAAAUGCUAGGACUAGACCAGAGGAUCCACCUUGUUGGCUGGACCAAGACGACAUUGUCAAACCUGCACCAACUGUCUUAGAAUCAGAGCAAGUUGUCCCAGGCAUUGGAAAAUUUACCGCAUACUCCAAUGGCCGGAUACGAAUUGUCUUCACAGACCGAGCCUCAUUGGAUAUGACAUGUGGACUGGAGCGUGGUAGAAAACAGGUUGCCUUACUUGGGAAGAAGUUUGAUGUGAAACAGAUCAUGUCAUCGUUGUGUCGUAUGUUCAUGCCGACCGGACACUAUCUCCAGGUUCAAAUCCAUGAUCCUGGCGACUGCAGCAAAUACAUUGACUAUGCAAAGGAUUGGGCGGAAUGGUUGAUCACACCUGGAGACAGACGUGCCCCAGUGUUUGGAGAGGACUUGGACGGAACAACCAGAAAAAUGUCGGUCCAGCAGGAACUUCAGAAGAUCAAGUGUUUCAAUUAUAUUCUUGACAAUGUUGUGCUCAAUAGUCCGGAACCAGAUGCGCACGGCGGUUCAGUAGAGAUCCUCACACCAUCCCGGGGAGAUCAGCAUCCCGAGCUAACUGAUCAAAUGUCCCCAAUGUCCAUGGCAGCUAUUCAAGAAAUCCUCAAGAAGACCUCACAAACCAUCAGUGACAUUGACAAUUUCUGUGUUGGAGCUAAGAAAACAUGACAUGGCUGUGGCUAUUUUUUUCAUGCAUGUAUACAUGUACAUGUACACAUCCAUGUACUGUACAUACACAUGUAUUGUACUGUGUAUAAAGCUCUUGGAGUGGAUUGCGUCAGCAUCCAUUCUGGUCCAAAUGAAGAUGAUUGUCAAUGCCUCUUCAAGCAUGUUUGAAGGCCUAUAGCCAAGGCCGACAUCAUAAUUCAGGAUAUUUGGAAAACUGGAAAUAAUGUUAUUUUCAUAACAUGUAUUAUACUGUGUUUCUCUACUGUACGUAUUGAUUACAAUGACUGCAUAUAUAAUGCUCUCGUGAUGCUGGCAUCACACAUAUAUAAAAUAAAAUAAUAUUUGGUUG
Molecule: messenger RNA, 2705 nt
Organism: Lineus longissimus
Lineage: Eukaryota; Metazoa; Nemertea; Pilidiophora; Heteronemertea; Lineidae
Exons: 12
Coding region: 347-2356 (669 amino acids)
Source: RefSeq, a predicted model, not a curated record